AUGUUGGAGAUUCACUGCAGCGGCACGCCGCGAGAAAUCGGCUUCCAACACGGCAAACACGCCAAAGAAUCCAUCCACGGCAGCAUCACCUUCUACACCUGGAAAUUCCAAGACUCCGCCAAACUCACCUGGCCGCAAGUCCAAAACCUCGCCUUCGACUUCGAGCCCAUCAUGCGGCGCAAAUGGCCCGACUACCUCGAAGAAAUGACCGGCAUAGCCGCCGGCGCCGAGCUCGACGUCGCGGACAUCAUCGCCUUGAACGUCCGGACGGAGAUCGCGUUCGGCCUGUUCAGCGAUGGAUGCACGGCGCUCUCGUGGCGGACGGGGAGUGGGAGUUGGCUGGCGCAGAACUGGGAUUGGGAUGAGCGGCAGAAGGCGAAUCUGGUGAAUUUGACGAUUGAGCAGGCGGGGAAGCCGACGAUUAGGAUGAUCACGGAGGCGGGGUUGAUUGGGAAGAUUGGACUCAAUUCCGCUGGGGUGGGGGCUUGUUUGAAUGCGAUCAAGGCGAAGGGGAUGGAUCCGACGAGGUUGCCUUGUCAUUUGGGGUUGAGGAUGGUGUUGGAGAGUCGGUCGAGGGAGGAGGCGGUGCAAAGGCUCGAGAAGUAUGGGAUUGCGUCGGCUUGUCAUAUGCUGAUUGCGGAUCCGACGGGGGGUGUUGGGCUUGAGUGGAGUUCGGUCGAGAUGAGGAAGGUGGUGAUGAAUGCUGAGCAGCAGGUCUUUCAUUCGAAUCAUUACUUGCUGGAGCAUGCUGGUGUCGAGGAUAAGAACUGGCUGGCGGAUUCGAAGUUUCGUGUGGGGAGGAUCGAGGAGCUGGCCAAGAAGGUUCCCGGUGAGCCAACGUACGAUAAGUUGUUUGAGGUGUUCAAGGAUACAGCAAACAGUCCGGGAAGUAUCUGUCGUACGCAGGAUAACAAGAAGUCCUCGAGUGCGACGCUGUUCAACAUCAUUAUGGAUCUGGAGAAGAGGAGGGCGAAUGUUGCCCUUGGGAAGCCGGACUCGCCAGAUGAACAGUUUGUACUGUCUUUUGAGAGGACGAAUGGGCAUCUCUAA
Zasmidium cellare ATCC 36951 is the source of this 1050-nucleotide messenger RNA. RefSeq lists its product as uncharacterized. The transcript has 2 exons. Lineage: Eukaryota; Fungi; Ascomycota; Dothideomycetes; Mycosphaerellales; Mycosphaerellaceae. The record is from RefSeq and is a predicted model, not a curated record. Bases 1 to 1050 code for a protein of 349 amino acids.